AGUAAAUAAGGUUUGUAUUGUCGCGAAAAUGUGUAACUGUAUGUUUAGGACAUACCAUAAAUACCAUAUUAGCAGACGAUACCAAGCAUUUACACUUAUUCACUAAGAGUGAUUUUUGACGUAGGAAAGCAAAGUGUUAACUCAUCUGUGAAUGCACUAUCACCCACUCUGCAAUUGUUCAAGUCAAAUGUUGGAAACACAAUGACAACGUUGGAGGACAAAGAUGAUAUGCAGGACUGGGAAUAUGUCAAACAGGGAAUUGCUCUCUGGCUCAACAACCAACCAAAGGCCGCGGAGGAGAGUUUCAGCAAUCGCAAGUCAAGCAUUCACAUCGUUGCAGGGCAUACCUUCAUUUCGUUCAUGAAUGCUGUUAUCUCUUGGGAAACGGACAAGCUGAGCGAAGCCCAGACGAUGUUGCGAGAACUGGAGAAGAAGUGUGCGGUUGACAUUGGCUGGCUGAAAACGAUGCGAACAAAACUAUUCGGUAGCUACGAGCAGCAAAAGUCACUGGCAGAAUCGCUCGAGGGACAGAUUAUUCUGGCAGAUACCCAAUUGUGCCUCGCCAUAUUGGUGUCCCUGAGUCAAGACAUUGGCGGCUUCGUCAAGGGCGGCUGGUUGCUUCGGAAAGCUUGGAAAGUCUACCAGCACACGUACAGCCAAAUCUAUCAGCUGUACAGUCAUACUAUCUCCUCUGAUCGCAUACCACAGGCACCACUCAAAUAUAACCUCCGAGCCGCGGAGUCGACGGUGGAGCUGGGAACACCGGGACCUGUUGAUUGGACCGUACCCAAUUCAACACUGCAAUCACCCGAUGUAAUUGAUGCUAAACAAAUCCGUCUCACAAUGUAUCGUUCAUCGACUGAAGAUUUGCGCCGGGAAACCAUCACAACCACAGACACAUUAGAAAAUCAACUGGCUUUGGAGCAAACCUACGGUGAAACGAGUAGCACCAGCACCGGCACAGGAAGUUGUUCGAGUGUGAAAAAAAGUUAUACAACUCAUUUUGAAGGGAUUAAUCUUGGAAAUGAUCCCAAGUCAAGUGCCUCAUAUGCUCUCAACAUCGAAUCUGUUGUCGAGCCGGUUGUGGUCAAGAUCGAUGCGAAUUGUGGACAACAAAGCCGAAAUGGAUUGCGCUUGGACAUUUUUGACAAUACUAGAAGACAGAAUGGACGCAAUGGUUCAAAUGGAUUCAAGCUACGUCCCCCACCUGAGCCAGCGAAUUAUGACGGCAACGGAGGCAGCAGUUUCAAUGAUAAUAGGCAUAUAGAACCAGAGGAUGUCCGCCGCUUAAUGGGCGCCGUCAGCUUCGGGUACGGUGUGUUUCAGCUCAGCAUAUCUUUACUGCCACCCAGCUUGCUAAAACUGAUUAGUUUUCUCGGGUUUGAAGGAGAUCGCACAAUGGGAAUCGCCUGUCUAAUGCAUUCCAGAACCAGUGUGGAUAUGCGAGCGCCCCUCUCAACGCUGGCAUUACUUUGGUACUUUACCAUAGUGACACCUUUUUUCGCCACAGAUGGUUCCAAUCUAAAGUAUGAAAUCUGUUCGGCUCAGGAAUUGAUCGACGAAGCUUCCCCUCAGUUCGAGAAAUCGUCUCUUUUUUUGUUCUUCAGAGGUCGUAUUGAAAGGCUCAAAUCUAAAAUCAGUGAAGCUAUUCAGGCCUACGAGUUCGCCUAUCGAACGUCACCCCAGCGUGAAAUAAAACUGCUGUGUCUGCAUGAAAUAGGUUGGUGUAGAUUGAUACAACUAGACUACGGACUAGCUAUGACAAACUUCAAGGAAUUGCGUCGUAGCAGCCAGUUCUCCAAAAGCUUUCACUCAUAUAUGACUACCAUAUGUCAAGGUUCCCAUGGCUACUUUGACGAACUUGUCAAAUGGCGAUCAGAAAUCUCUGAUCUGCUCAGUCGAUCUUGCCAGAAAGAGUCACAGAUAGAAAAGUACAUUUUUCGACGAUGCCACAAAAUUCCGUUAUCUGUGGCAGAGGAGGAAAAAUAUGACUGCACAUAUUGGCGCCUGCUGGUAUAUGAGAUGUUGUUCAUGUGGAAUGCAUUGAGCAGCUGUAGUGAAAAUAAUUUGGCCACCAUAAUAGAAGACUGUGGUCGACCGACGGGGGAACUAAAUGAGCCCUCACUAGGAUUAGGACGACUGAUUCUUGCGGCAUCGUUUGUAUGCACGAAACAGUACGAUGAGGCUGCUGAUGCCUAUCGCGAAUGCAUUGCGGUGCGGGACGGUGAACUGCAACAGGAUGUUCACAUAUCCGCCUUCGCACAUUACGAGCUCGCCGUGCUAUUACUCCGGAAGCAAGAAGCAGAAGCAAGAGCAGAGGCCAAGCAGCUGCUUCUUUUUGCUCAACAAAACUAUCGCGGAUUUGAUUUCGAAAAUCGGAUUACCGUUCGGAUACAUUCCAUUUUGAAAAAGCUUAAUUAGAUGGUAAAAAAAAUUGUCCAAGCACUAAUGAUUCGUUCGAAUGAAAAUUACUUUGCUACUUUGAAUAGUGCCGUAUCGCGCGUUCGAAGCUUGAAACAAAAUAAGUAUAAACAUUGUCAAAAAAAUUAAGAAAGGGAACGAUUGAAUUCUAGUUCACUAAGUCAUGGGAAAUGCACACUUAUAUUUCCUGAUUACUUCCGCGGGUUUUGAUUUUUUUUGCCAACUAUAUCGCCAAACCGAUUCGCAUGAUGUAUUCAACACUAACAAAUAUGAGUAAUUGAUGCAGAAACAAAGGUAUUUUCUGUUUGAACAAAAAGGUGAUGAUUUAUUGUGUGUGCUAGUUUCCGCAACUAUGGUGCGUAAAAAAUCGGAUUAAAGACAGGCGAUAGUACCUUCCAUCUGGAUUUGAUUUCAAAUGAGCAGCAAUGGCUGGUUGUGAGUAUUUUGGAAAAAAAAAAACAUUUUCACAAAACACAGUCACCUUUGAUAAACAUGCUAUCACAGUUGCCUCAUUGCCUCCUACGUCGAAUUAGAAUAUCCGUGUACUUGCUUGAAUGCUCGAAACUUCAUAUUAUUGUUAGCCACAGAAUUGUGUAGAACAAAUUUAAAACACGUCUUUACUAAUAGACAAACAACGCUCAAGUGAGCUUUUAUUCAACCGCUCUCCUCACACACAAAAUUGAAUGAACGGUUGUGUUCACACAGAGUGAGUGAAACACACAAUGCUGAAUGAGCGCGCGAUGCUGAAUGGCAUAGGGUUGCCAUCACUUCUCCUCUUCGCGCAGAAAUAGAAGACCAAUCCUUUUUCUAAAAUUCUCCAGUUUCACACGACUCAACGGCUUGGUAAAAAUAUCCGCCAACAUAUCAGUUGUAGAGCAAUACGUCACACUGAUGUUCUUCUUUUCUGCCAAAUCUCGCACAAAAUGGAACUUGGUGUCUACAUGUUUUGAACGCUUCUGCCCAGCGUUCUGGUCCAACAUCUUAAAGCAACUUUGAUUAUCUUCGAAAAUCUGCACCGGUUCUGGAACAGUCUCUCCGAAGUCUAUCAGCAACUUUUUAAGCCACAACAGUUCUUGGCAGCUUUCAGCCAAAGAUAUAUACUCUGCCUCGGUCGAUGAAAGUGCCACACAUGCUUGCUUUCUAGCACACCACGAAAUAGAACCUCCAGCCAAUUGGAAUAUGUAACCCGAAUUUGACUUCCGAUCCUUCACGUUUCCGGCCCAGUCGGCAUCCGCAUAUCCUUGAAGUUUUUCAUCACUGGAACCCAGUUUUAGCUUUAAAUCACUUGUCGCCUUCAGGUAUCGCAGAGCCGUUUUUGCUUCAAUCCAAUGUACGUUCGUUGGCUUGCUCACCUGCCUUCCAAGAAUUGACGAACUGAUAGCAAUGUCUGGCCGAGUGUUUACCGAUAAAUACAGCAAACCUCCCACGAGACUCUGAAACUUCUCAUUGUUCGGAAGACUCUCAUGCUUCUCCUUUUGCUGUAAGUAUCCGACAUCCAGUGGAAUCCUUGAUCCCUUCGCAUCUACAAGUCCGAAUUGCGCAACUAACUUGUUAAUGUAAUUUUGUUGGUCCAAGUAGUAGGCCUUUCCACGCUUCGUCACUCGUAUUCCCAAAAAAUAUUUUAUGUCACCAAGUGUUGUAAUCUGGAACUUGCUGCUCAAAGCCUUCACAAUUCCAUCGUAUUCACCAUUGUUGGAUGUCACGACCAGCAUAUCAUCUACGUAUACUAGGAUGUACACUGUACCGCCGUUUCUCUUCCGUACGUAUAAACAUGGAUCAGCUUCCGCCUGCUUGGAUCCAAGUCGCUUCAGAACAUCGUUCAGAGUUUGAUUCCAAACCCUGGCUGAUUGCUUCAACCCAUAGAGACUCUUGCGCAAACGACAGACUUCUUUACUUCCAGCUUGUAGUCCGGGUGGCACCCGCAUGUAAAUAAUCUCCUCCAGAUCGCCGUUCAGGUAUGCAGUCUUCACAUCAACGUGCCUAACUUGCAUUUCGUCACGUCCAGCGAUAGUCAAAAGCGUACGAAGCGUCACCUGCUUUGCGACUAGAGCGAAGACUUCAUCAUAAUCCAAUCCUUGUCGCUGGGUGAAACUCUGUGCAACCAGUCUGGCUUUAUACCGUAUAAUAGCACCUUGCUCAUCCUGUUUCUUUUGUAGAUCCAACGACAUCCAAUGACCUUGCUUCCUGAUGGUAACGUUGUCAACUCCCAGGCUCCAUUGUCACCGAGAGACUUCAGCUCAUCAUCCAUGGCAACCUUCCAACGAUCACUCUACGGACCAUUAACAGCGUCUUGAUAACUGUUUGGUUCGCUUAGCUUACACUGAACCAACUUGCCAUCGGCCGAGUAUCGAACAGGUGCAACACCUUUCGUAGACCUUUCCGAACGACGGAGUGUGUCCACGGACUGCUCCUCCUGCAAGCGUGCCGACUCCUCUUGGACGGGAGUGGAAUCAUCAUCUUGGCGAUAUCCUUCACCGCCACUAGCGUCUUCGUAGAUACUCUGAUCUUCAAAACCCUGAAUAGUGUCAUCAGCAGAUUCAUCUCUAAAGCCAGGAAACUCUAUCUCAGUUUUAUUCUUCGGUUCAACUUCGAACUCAUCGUCGGAAUAAUCCGAUUCAGCUUCAGACGCAUCAUCAGAGUCAUUCGACUCAGCUUCGGACUCACCAUCAGAAUUAUUCGGUGCUACACCGCAAUCUGGCCCAACAGAUAGCUCGGGCAACUGGAAAAAUUGUUUUUCUACUUCGUCCUGAUCCUGGACUUCCUCGUUUGGCUUUAAAAAACGAGCAUCACGACUGAAAACGAUUUUGUGUGUUUUCAAAUCAAUAAAACGCCACGCUUUAUGUUGUUGAGAGUAUCCAACGAAAGUCAUUUUUACUGCUUUCGGCUCCAAUUUUGUCCGUUUUUCCUUUGGAAUGUAGACGUACGCCUUAGUACCAAACACUUGCAGCAUGCUCAUGUCCGGCUUUGUACCAUUCCAAAUCUCGAAAGGUGUCUGUUGAACGAACUUCGUAGGUAACAUAUUCUGCAGGUAGUUGGCUGUACUGACCGCCUCGGCCCAGUACCGAUAGUGCAAACCAGAUUCGAUGACCAUGCACCGCGCCAUCUCAACUAACGAACGGUUCUUGCGCUCGGCAACUCCGUUCUGCUGUGGCGUGUAUGCUGUCGUGAAUUGCUGCUGUAUGCCUUCUUGCUUCAAAAACCGUACCAGUUCCGCGCUGCGGUACUCUCCACCUUGAUCUGACCUGAUCACUUUUGGCGGCCUACCGAAUUGUGUCUUCAUGCUGCAUACGAAAUCUCGGAUUGCAUUCAUCGUUUCCGACUUCUUUGUCAAAACAUACAGGGUAGUGUAACGGCUGUAGUCAUCGAUUAAUGUCAUGAAGUAUCGUCGAUCACCGGGCGUAGCAGUAUUCAUCGGCCCACACAAAUCACUGUGUACCAGAUCUAAAAUCGCCUUGGACGUUCGUGCCGCCUUCUUGGGAAAUGAAAGUCGAGCCAUUUUCCCUUGCAAGCACGGUUCACAAGUAGUUUUAAUGGAACAGUUAUUUACCUUGAUACCAGUCGCCAAAUUCUUCCGUUGGACUUCCAGGAUAGCUUGAGGAUCACGAUGUCCCAACUUCCUGUGCCAUUCAUGAAUGCAACUCUUUUUGUAACACUGAUCCGAUGCCACAUUGACCUUUUCCACCAUUGGAAGAUGAUAGAGGCCUUUGCUCCUUAGCGCCACAGCAGCAACUCGAUCACCACUCGCUAUCGUACAGCCUUUCUGGUCAAAAGUUAUUCGCACUCCUUUCUGUACCAGCCUGCCCACCGACACGAGAUUCAUAUCGAGUUCCGGAACGAAAAGCACUUCACUUAACGUAAUGUCCCUUUCGUCCCCAGCUUCACCGUAGCAGCUUAGCUUGCAUAAUCCGACACAUUUCACUACUGCCCGCUUGCCAUCGGCAGCCGUCACUGAUUUUGGCGUAUUCGCCCGCGGUUCACACAGCGACUCGAAAAACUUCCGGUUUGCACACAUGUGCGAACUUGCACCGGAAUCAACAAUCCACUCUGUAACCGCACUUUCACUGGCACUAAACGCGAAUCCUUUCACUUCGAACUUCGCUAUUUUAGCUUUUUCUUGUUUUUUCUUUUUCUUCUGUUCUUUGCUUUCGCCCCCAGAACUGCUGGCACUAACAUCAUUCUUUUUCCGUUGCCACAGCUUGCAGUCCCU
Messenger RNA from Wyeomyia smithii (pitcher-plant mosquito), 6628 nucleotides. Its product is annotated as tetratricopeptide repeat protein 39C-like. The transcript is spliced from 7 exons. Gene Ontology annotation, molecular function: protein binding. The coding region runs from base 202 to 2421 and encodes 739 amino acids. Lineage: Eukaryota; Metazoa; Arthropoda; Insecta; Diptera; Culicidae. Gene Ontology annotation, biological process: cilium assembly. The record is from RefSeq and is a predicted model, not a curated record.